UCUUAAAUGGCGAAACAUCGGAAGUAAAAUGCUGAAUGACGCGCGAUGACAGAAAAGAUUGAAAUUACAAUUGAAUAACGAACAGGAAAAGAGAUCAUUGCUUUGGCUGUCAAAAAUUCACGCAAAUCUUAAGUUUGGAUCAAAAUUUCUAAAGUCAACACAAUUCUUAAUCCGACUCUAUAAUUCGAAUAAUGUAAUUUUAAUAAAAAUCUCGACGUUGAAUAUUAAAGUUCUCUUAUUAAUCGAAAAACAAAUUGUUUUUGCAAGAAAAUAGUACAGGAUAAAGCGAUAUGAAUAGUGAUACUCGGUCAACAAAUACGUUUAAACACGAAAAUUUGGGAAAAGGAUCUAACACGCAACUCGAUAGGCGCAAUAAGCCUCAAGAAACCGAUGCUCGCCAAAUAUUCGACAAUCUGAAUCAAUCCAGUCAACAAAAGCAGAAAUUAGAUUCUAACUUAACAUCGACAUUUCAUACUUCAUCUUCAUCUACAAAAUAUACUAAUGCCAUAACAGGUAAACACCGAGUCCAUAAAUUAGUGGACAGCAAGCAAGUUCUAUUUCAUCAAUUUGAUAAGAAGGCAUUUCUUCUAGAUACUUACGCUUGUAUUGUUGCUAGCAAUAACAGACGUUAUCCUAAGCGAUUGCGUGAACUUGCUAAACCAAAGAGACAGGCUCGUAGCGAUCUGAAUGACUAUGCUGCGAAUUUCGAUCUAAAUUACGGCCAUGUAACUAAAACUUAUCGUAUGGAAAACAAAAGCAAAAACUUAAAAGAAUUAAAGAAGGAAUAGUUCAAUUAUCAUAAUAGAUUGAUUUAAAUAAUUUCUCAGUAUGAUUACUCCAGUUUCAAACAACUUAACAAAAUUCAAAAGA
Messenger RNA from Trachymyrmex cornetzi, 870 nucleotides. RefSeq lists its product as uncharacterized. NCBI's taxonomy places the organism in Eukaryota, Metazoa, Arthropoda, Insecta, Hymenoptera, Formicidae. The record is from RefSeq and is a predicted model, not a curated record. The coding region runs from base 291 to 788 and encodes 165 amino acids. The transcript has 3 exons.